AUGAAAGGACACGGAGGCGGAAGCUCCCACAAGGGACACGGAGGCUACGGAGGCUCCCACCACGACCAGGGAGGCUACAAGGGCCACCAGGGAUACCACGCCGACAAGGGCCACAAGGGCAGCCACUACGGCGACCACGGCAAGGCGCACUACAGUGGUUACCAUGGCGACCAUGGCAAGCUCUACAAGGGACACGACGACAAGCACAAGUACUACGGCGACGCCCACAGCGGCAAGAAGGGAGGGAAGGGUCACCACUACGGCUCCAAGGGUCACCACAACAAAGGUCACAAGGACAAGGAUGGCGCCUUCCCCAGAGACUUUUACUUUGCAGGAACAGCCGUUGCCCCGAACGGAUGCCCUUCUUGCCAUCGGACCGUGGCAGGACUCGAACCCGCUCGCCUGAGAUCCUCCCAGUCCCCAUCUGUGGCUUUACGAUCACCAGUUUAUUUCAUUAAAAUACCUGUGGUAAAAUCGAACAGUGGAGCGACCUUCCGAGCCAGCGUGGAUCUCUAUAUGCCAGAGAGGGAUAGACAACUCGGCUUCAAGAACGUGUACCACAAGGAGGAGUACGGCCACACCAAGAAGUUCUACGACGACAGCGAUAACAAGAAGUACCACAACAACUACGACGACCUCGAUACCUACUUCAAGGCACACAAGGGCAGCGACUACAAGGGAGGCCACUACAAGAACGAGUGGCGGUUGCAAUCCCUUUCGAAUUAUUUUCGUGUUGAAUAA
Molecule: messenger RNA, 741 nt
Organism: Penaeus vannamei (Pacific white shrimp)
Lineage: Eukaryota; Metazoa; Arthropoda; Malacostraca; Decapoda; Penaeidae
Source: RefSeq, a predicted model, not a curated record